AGCAGUUUACGGGUUGGGUUUGAGGGUUCUAGUAUUUGCCCCUGUUUUUCAACCCUUAAAAGUGUCAAAAAGUGGCACUUCUCAACCCUUAAAAGUGCUUUGAGGAUUUGAGAGUUUGAGGGUUCUACUAGUAAUGCUCUUAGUAGGUCAGACUUACGGAUCUACAUGCUCACUGCAGCUGCAUCGUCUUCUCCGCAUGGCGGCGCCUUCUUCAACUGAACUCCGCAUCGCCUCUUCGAUUCGCCCUACGCAGAUGAACUCCACCGACCAGGUCGCCAUGGUCGCCGACCAGCUCCUUGAUCAGAACACGAUGGCCGCCGAUGAGCUCCGUGAUCAGAUCACGCUGGCGCCCGAGAAACUCCCUGUUCCUAACCCAGCGCCUUCCGCCUGCUCCACCAACAACUGUCUGCGGGGGCUUGCACAGGGCAAUGUGACCACCGCAGUCAAGGCUGGAGUCAGGUUGGAAAUCCCAAAUAGGGCUGUGCUCGAUAGCAAGGGGCUCACAGUUAAACAAGAAGAACAUGCUACAGACAGUGAUGUUGAGGCUGCCUAUACACCACAGGCCCAUGCCACCUACAACAAUCACAACCAGUUCCUCUGUAAAAAGCACAAGCAGCCAUUUGAGUACAUCGACCGGCCCUUGUCAUCGGAUUGGAUCCCAGAUUAUAAACGAGAAGAAAUCCAUCUAAAACCAGGGGAAUUCAUUAUUCGCGGUGAGCCUUGCAUCGGUUAUGCUGAUGAGUUUAGCCCGUACUGUGUGUACGGAAAUGAAGUGAAGUUGUACAACAAUAAUCUUAAGAAGCUGCGCAAGCUAAUUAAAAACAAGAGAACACCUAACAGCUACUAUGUCUGCCACAUGACAAAGACCUUUGCAACCCCUGGAAAAAGAAUGUAUUUUCUGGUGCCCUUCUCUAAAGGCAGUAUCUACCCACAUAUGGAUGCCAGCCAGCAAUGAAUUGCCAGUGAGCAAUGGAGAUGGUACUGUCAACGCCACAGUUCGCUUCAUCAAAGGCGUCGACAACAGAGCCACCAUCACAAAGAACUGGAGCGCUUUCUUUCAGAAGGCAGAAAUGAAAGAGGGCCGGGUCUAUGCCUUUGCGUUCAAAUGCUCAACGAAGGGGCUGCGCCUGAUCGUCUAUCCCCUAUAUGGAGAUCCAUGAAUAUCUGUUGAGUCUAUCCUAGGGUAUACUUUUGGAGCGCGUGUAGCAAAGCAGCAAUGUCAUUUCUAUGUCCUUCCAUCUGUUGAUCUCUCUCAAAACUGUUUCUUCCUUUGCUGUAAAUUAUUGUUCUUAACUACAAUGUCUCCGUAGAAGCGGUUUGAAUUAAUAUGUUGACAGACCACCCUCCCUUAUUGUGAAAGAGAUAGUCUUUUGGGAUGAAUUUACUUA
Molecule: messenger RNA, 1388 nt
Organism: Triticum dicoccoides
Lineage: Eukaryota; Viridiplantae; Streptophyta; Magnoliopsida; Poales; Poaceae
Exons: 7
Coding region: 134-955 (273 amino acids)
Source: RefSeq, a predicted model, not a curated record